This is a messenger RNA of Malania oleifera, 1569 nucleotides long. Its product is annotated as GDSL esterase/lipase At5g45670-like. The transcript has 5 exons. Bases 258 to 1361 code for a protein of 367 amino acids. Lineage: Eukaryota; Viridiplantae; Streptophyta; Magnoliopsida; Santalales; Ximeniaceae. Gene Ontology annotation, molecular function: hydrolase activity, acting on ester bonds. The record is from RefSeq and is a predicted model, not a curated record.
GACUUCUAUGUCAUAUCUCCACUUUCACUGCACGUUUCCUCCCUGGCUGCUUGCCUCCCCUCUCCUUCUAUAUAUUCUUCCCAAUCUGUCCUCCAUUUCCUCCACACCGCCUGCCCUCUCCUUCUAUAUAUUCUUCCCAAUCUGUCCUCCAUUUCAUCCACACCGCCUGCCCAUUUCCUUCUUACCUCUGUUUAACUGCCUGCUGAGGUUGCCUUAAUUAAUUUCUACCUUUCUUGAUUGUUGUGUGCGGGGGGAUUAUGAGGGAGAUGGGGUGGUGGCGGCAGGUGGUGGUAGUUGUGGUUGUGGUUUUGAAAUGGGGAAUGGGAGUGGAAGCAGCUUCGCAAGUGCCAUGCUACUUCAUAUUUGGGGACUCUCUGGUGGACAAUGGGAACAACAAUGCCAUUUCAUCUUUGGCCAGAGCCAAUUACCUCCCUUACGGCAUUGAUUUCCCUGCUGGUCCCACCGGCCGGUUUUCCAAUGGUAAAACCACCGUUGAUGUCCUUGCGGAGCUUUUGGGAUUUGACAGCUACAUUCCGCCCUAUGCAACAGCAAGAGGUCAAGACAUACUUGGGGGAGUGAAUUACGCAUCGGCAGCUGCUGGUAUUAGAGAUGAAACUGGACGUCAACUGGGAGGUCGAGUGAGCAUGAGUGGGCAGGUAAGAAAUUACAGAAACACAGUGUCCCAAGUGGUGAACUUGCUGGGCGGUGAGGCAGCGGCCGCCAAUUAUCUGAGGCAGUGCGUAUACACCGUCGGAAUGGGCAGCAACGACUACCUCAACAACUACUUCAUGCCCCUCUUUUACUCCUCUAGUAGUCGGUAUACGCCCGAGCAGUUUGCCGAUCUCCUCAUUCAACAAUACUCCCAGCAAUUACGGAGUUUGUACAACUAUGGAGCGAGGAAGGUUGCGUUGAUCGGGGUGGGGCAAAUAGGCUGCAGCCCGUACGAGUUGGCUCGAAACAGCCCGGACGGCAGGACCUGCGCCCAGAGAAUUAACAAUGCAAACAAACUUUUCAAUGACAGGCUUAAGUCUUUAGUUGACACAUUGAACAGGGACCUAACUGGUUCAAGUUUCACCUACAUCGACGCCUAUGGGAUUUUCCAGGAUAUACUAAGCAAUCCCUCCUCAUACGGUUUCAGAGUGACAAACGCGGGAUGCUGCGGUGUUGGGAGGAACAAUGGUCAAAUUACAUGUCUGCCUCUGCAAACUCCAUGCCGGAAUCGGAAGGAGUACCUGUUCUGGGAUGCCUUUCAUCCCACAGAAGCUGCAAAUGUGAUCGUGGGCAAGAGAUCUUACAGUGCGCAGAAAGCCUCCGAUGCUUACCCAAUUGACAUCCAACGUCUGGCUCAGCUUCAACUCUGAACUUUGGAGAUGAUAGCUGACGUAAAACUAUAUGUGUCCCUCGUCAUUAAAUUACUACCGUUGUUAUUGUCCCAAUGGACUGAAUUUUGUUAUAUGGCCCUUAAAUGACCACUCACCCCACUUUUGUCUCCCUUAGAUCCAUCUAUAAUGUAAUGGCUUGCAAAGUGCGUAUACAUGGCACGGUAUAUCAUAAAAUAUUUCAUCAUCA